Molecule: messenger RNA, 1267 nt
Organism: Megalops cyprinoides (Indo-Pacific tarpon)
Lineage: Eukaryota; Metazoa; Chordata; Actinopteri; Elopiformes; Megalopidae
Gene: sdr42e1
Product: short chain dehydrogenase/reductase family 42E, member 1
Exons: 4
Coding region: 56-1267 (403 amino acids)
Biological process (GO): steroid biosynthetic process
Molecular function (GO): 3-beta-hydroxy-Delta5-steroid dehydrogenase (NAD+) activity
Source: RefSeq, a predicted model, not a curated record
GUUCUUUACUGAGAGAGUGAUCGUAGUGAUUCGAGAGUUGUAGUCAAGGGAAGCAAUGGAGCACCUCGACCUCACACUGACAAACACAUUCCUGAUAACCGGUGGAGGAGGAUACUUUGGCUAUCGCCUUGCAUGCGCACUACACAAAAAGGGAGCCCAAGUCAUUCUGUUUGAUGUGCGACCACCGAACGAAGAGAUGCCUGAUGGUAUGGUGUUCCUGGAGGGGGAUAUCCGUGACUUUGCACAGGUGGAGGCAGCAACACAGGGGGUGGGCUGUGUCUUCCACAUUGCCUCCUACGGAAUGUCUGGCAGGGAGCAGCUGAACCGAAGGCUGAUUGAGGAGGUGAACGUGCAUGGGACGGAUCAUGUCAUCAGGGCAUGCAUAAUGAAUGCUGUUCCCAGGCUGGUCUACACGAGUACCUUUAAUGUCAUAUUUGGUGGUCAGGUCAUAGAGAAUGGUAAUGAGAGCCUUCCAUACCUGCCCCUCCAACUCCACCCUGAUCACUACUCCAGGACAAAGGCAAUGGCAGAGAUGGCAGUGCUAAAAGCCAAUGGUAGUGCCUUGCAGGGGGGGUCGGGUGUCUUGAGAACCUGCGCUUUGCGUCCAGCUGGUAUAUAUGGGCCUGGUGAGCAGAGGCACCUACCUAGGAUUGUCAGCUACAUCGAGAAGGGGAUCUUCCGGUUUGUGUACGGUGAGGCCAGCAGCCUGGUGGAGUUUGUUCAUGUGGAUAACCUGGUUUCUGCACAUGAGCUGGCAGCUGCUGCCCUGACUCCUGAGAAGCAGUACCAUGCGGCAGGGCAGCCUUACUUUAUAUCGGAUGGCAAACCCAUCAACAACUUUGAGUUCUUCAGACCUCUUGUGGAGGGACUAGGUUACUCCUUCCCAAAAGUGCGCUUACCUCUCUCCCUUAUCUACCUCUUUGCCUUUCUUACUGAGAUGGUUCACUACCUUGUUGGCCGUAUUUAUAACUUCCAGCCUCUUCUCACUUGCACAGAGGUCUACAAGACAGGGGUCACACAUUACUUCAGCCUGGAGAAGGCAAAGGCAGAGCUGGGAUAUGAACCUCAGGAGUAUAACCUGGAUGAAGUUGUGCAGUGGUUUAAAAAUAAAGGCCAUGGAAAGAAGCCAUCUGUAUCCUCAAAACUAUUAGGCUUAAUUAGGGAUACAUUCCUAAUAAUUGCAUUUAUUGCUGUGGUGCUCUCUUGCCUUCCAGUUUUUAGCGAUGAGGAAGUUGAGGCCGCAGUGUUGGAAAUCUACAUCAUCUGA